Molecule: messenger RNA, 459 nt
Organism: Saxophila tyrrhenica
Lineage: Eukaryota; Fungi; Ascomycota; Dothideomycetes; Mycosphaerellales; Extremaceae
Exons: 2
Coding region: 1-459 (152 amino acids)
Biological process (GO): attachment of GPI anchor to protein
Cellular component (GO): GPI-anchor transamidase complex; membrane
Source: RefSeq, a predicted model, not a curated record
AUGUUCGACGCAUUCCGCUCGUUCUUCCUCGGCGUCUUCUGGCUACAUAUGCUGUCCUACAGUGUGCCCUUGGCGCUGCGACUACGCAAGCAGCCGUUGGCAGCGGUAGUGUUGAUGAUGGGAGCGAUUGCGGUGUUUGAGCCAUACGCUAAUGUCGGGGCUGUGGGCGCUUGGUUGAGUUCUGUUUGUCUGCUUGGGCAUGUCUUUGAGUUGUCCUCGACCCACCGCUACACUUUCCCAGCAAUCGCAGCCCUACUCUACUGCAUGCUGCUCGGUCCAGCGUUCCACCAUCUCUGGAUCUACGCCGGCUCAGGUAACGCCAACUUCUUCUACGCCAUUACGCUGGUCUGGAACUUGGCUUUACUCAUCAUAUUGACGGAUACGCUGUACGCCGUGCUGAGGGAUGAGUGGGAGGCUGAGAGGCCUGAGGGGGUAGGAAAGGAGAUCAAGCAGAUAUAG